AUGGAUGGUGAUGGGGAUUGUACCGAUGAACAAAGUGUUGUUAAUGUGGUUCAAGGUGCAGCACUAUAUGUUCUUGUUAUAAUAAUUACAUUCAUAAGGAGAAUGCAAGCUAGACGUAAAUCUAUACGUCGUGGUCCAAGUGAGGAAAAAAAAAGACAAGAGAGGUCUAGAAUUGAACAUAUAGAGCGUAUUUAUAAUGGUUUUAGUGAUAGUUGUGUGAAUUAUAUUAGAAUGCGGAGUGGUGCUUUUGUUAAGCUAGUAAGUAUAAUGAGGAACAAUAUGCUUCUAAAAGACUCAAGGAAUAUAUCAGUGGAAGAACAACUUAUCAAGACACUAAAUAUUUUGGGUCAUAAAUCUAAAAAUCGCAUUGUGAGAUCUCAUUUCAUAAGAUCAGGGAAGACAGUCAGUAGAUAUUUCAACAAGGUUUUACAAGCAAUUAUCUGUUUGCGUGGACGCUACAUGAGACAAGCCAUCAAUGAUACUCCCCAAGAGAUCGUUAACAACCAGCUAUACUAUCCUUAUUUCAAGGAUUGCAUUGGUAUGAUAGAUGAGACUCAUGUUGAUGCAAUGCUUCCGAUUAAUCUUGUUGCACGAUUUCGAGGCCGCAAAGGUGUUACACAGAACGUGCUUGCAGCUUGCACCCCAGACAAAUUGUUCACAUAUAUCUUAGCAGGUUGGGAGGGGUCUGCAAAUGAUUUUAGGAUUCUCCAAGAUGCAUUAUCUAGACCACAGCCACAUGGAUUGAAAGUCUAUGAUGGCAAAUACUAUCUGUGUGAUGCUGGGUACCCUACCAUGCCAGGUUUCAUAUCUCCAUACUGUGGUGUUCGAUAUCAUUUGAAAGAACAUUCGGGUAAAACACCUAAGAAUAGAAGGGAAUUAUUCAAUUUAAGGUAUUCUUCUUUGCGGUCUAAGAUUGAAUCUGUAUUUGGCACAUUGAAGAAUCGUUUUAAGAUUUUGUGUGCUAAGCCGCAUUAUCCAUUUCCUACACAAGUAGAUAUCGUAUUAGCAUGCACGAUACUUCAUAAUUUCAUCGCAACUGUUGACCCAAGCGAUGAACUACUCAGCGAGUCCGAAAUUGAUGAAGAUAUUGAUGGUGAGGUGACAAAUGAGAAUGAUAAUAAUUUAGUUGAUUUUACUCAGACUCAAACUCAAAGAGAACAAACUGAAUCAAGAAAUGAGUGGAAGACCCUUAGCGAUAACAUUGCUUGGGCGAUGUGGGUGGACUAUUGUGAUAAGUAUAAUCAUGGUGUAAGUACUGAGACUUAA
Molecule: messenger RNA, 1266 nt
Organism: Asparagus officinalis (garden asparagus)
Lineage: Eukaryota; Viridiplantae; Streptophyta; Magnoliopsida; Asparagales; Asparagaceae
Exons: 3
Coding region: 1-1266 (421 amino acids)
Source: RefSeq, a predicted model, not a curated record